AUGGACGCGAGUCAGCGGGUGCCUCUGGACUUUCGCCGAGCUGUGCGCCGGUCUGACGAGAUUGCGCGUGAACCACUUUUUCCUCGCUGUCCCAUUGGCUGGGAAAACUUUGUUCCCAGUGGCUGGGUCGUCCCCCUCGGCCAGUCUCUGGUCUCCGUGAGCGUCCCAGCGGCAAACAAAGCCGAGUCACAGCCGCGCUUCUCUAAUACCGGGCGCUUGCCCGACUCCGCAGCCGAAGGGACCCCUGUAAGAGGCCCUGUGCCGCCCGGAUCUACCGACGCUGAAAAUACGCUGUCCGUAUGCACGGUUCUUGCGUCGCGUCUGCUGGUUGAUUCACUGCCGAUCGUUGUCCUCGAUACGGCCGAGCGUGGAGGACGAUUCGGCAGGCCGGGCUUUCGCAAACCAAAACCAGCAGAGAUCUAUCUUGUCGAGUGGAUGCGACCCUGCACACUAGAUGACUUCACCUGCAAUGGCCUCGUGAAUAUCGGCUCUGGGAUGCCCGGUAUGACCUGGGGUUCUGGUGGCGGCACUGGGUCGCCACGGGCUCAAGGCACGGCGUCGCCAUCGACAGAGCGAGCAACGAGCCAACGAAUGAAAUUGACUUGGGUUACGAUUUCAGUUCUGGAAUGUUUUGGGAAUGAGGCCCUGGAAUAUUUCCGGAAACGGCAACAAGCCGCGGAGACGGUAGCGGCGUUGCGGAAACCGGACGUCGGCAUCAUGCCGUCGAAGCGAUACACUCGAUACCGCUCGCUCGACUAG
Molecule: messenger RNA, 759 nt
Organism: Cyanidioschyzon merolae strain 10D
Lineage: Eukaryota; Rhodophyta; Bangiophyceae; Cyanidiales; Cyanidiaceae
Exons: 1
Coding region: 1-759 (252 amino acids)
Source: RefSeq, a predicted model, not a curated record